Messenger RNA from Mesoplodon densirostris (Blainville's beaked whale), 2714 nucleotides. It is a transcript of the gene SOX6, whose product is annotated as SRY-box transcription factor 6. Gene Ontology annotation, biological process: central nervous system development; cell fate commitment; positive regulation of chondrocyte differentiation. Gene Ontology annotation, molecular function: DNA-binding transcription factor activity, RNA polymerase II-specific; RNA polymerase II cis-regulatory region sequence-specific DNA binding. Lineage: Eukaryota; Metazoa; Chordata; Mammalia; Artiodactyla; Ziphiidae. Bases 228 to 2714 code for a protein of 828 amino acids. The transcript has 18 exons. Gene Ontology annotation, cellular component: nucleus. The record is from RefSeq and is a predicted model, not a curated record.
GCCAUUUACUCCCGCGGCGCAGCGCACAAGGAACCCUCCCGUGCGGUACCAUCCUGGAGCCCGCCCAGGUCACUUUCAUGAAUUCAAAGGCAAUUUACCAGUGAUUUCUGGGUGCUGGAGCUGAUCUUUUUGUGCGUAUUUACAUUCUAUAUCUUCUGAUGAGGAAAGAAAAAUGCUUCAAGAAGGACUUUGUGACCCCUCAUCACUUUGUAUAAGAGCCCAGAAGAAUGUCUUCCAAGCAAGCCACCUCUCCAUUUGCCUGUGCAGCUGAUGGAGAGGAAGCAAUGACCCAAGAUUUGACCUCAAGGGAAAAGGAAGAGGGCAGUGAUCAACAUGUGGCCUCCCAUCUGCCUCUGCACCCCAUAAUGCACAACAAACCUCACUCUGAGGAGCUACCAACACUUGUCAAUACCAUUCAACAGGAUGCUGACUGGGACAGUGUUCUGUCGUCUCAGCAAAGAAUGGAGUCAGAGAAUAGUAAGUUAUGUUCCCUAUAUUCCUUCCGAAAUACCUCUACCUCACCACAUAAGCCUGACGAAGGGAGUCGGGACCGCGAGAUAAUGACCAGUGUUACUUUUGGAACCCCAGAACGCCGCAAAGGGAGCCUUGCCGAUGUGGUGGACACACUGAAACAGAAGAAGCUUGAGGAAAUGACUCGGACUGAACAAGAGGAUUCCUCCUGCAUGGAAAAACUACUUUCAAAAGAUUGGAAGGAAAAAAUGGAAAGAUUAAAUACCAGUGAACUUCUUGGAGAAAUUAAAGGUACACCUGAGAGCCUGGCAGAAAAAGAACGGCAGCUCUCUACCAUGAUUACCCAGCUGAUCAGUUUACGGGAGCAGCUCCUGGCAGCGCAUGAUGAACAGAAAAAACUGGCAGCCUCACAAAUUGAGAAACAAAGGCAGCAAAUGGACCUUGCUCGCCAACAGCAAGAACAGAUUGCAAGACAACAGCAGCAACUUCUGCAACAGCAGCACAAAAUUAAUCUCCUGCAGCAACAGAUCCAGGUUCAGGGUCACAUGCCUCCGCUCAUGAUCCCAAUUUUUCCACAUGACCAGCGGACCCUGGCAGCAGCUGCUGCUGCCCAACAGGGAUUCCUCUUCCCCCCUGGAAUAACAUACAAACCAGGUGAUAACUACCCCGUACAGUUCAUUCCAUCAACAAUGGCAGCUGCUGCUGCUUCUGGCCUCAGCCCUUUACAGCUCCAGAAAGGUCAUGUCUCCCACCCACAAAUUAACCCAAGGCUAAAGGGCCUAAGUGACCGUUUUGGCAGGAGUUUGGACACCUUUGAACAUGGUGGUGGCCACUCUUACAACCACAAACAGAUUGAGCAGCUCUACGCCGCUCAGCUGGCCAGCAUGCAGGUGUCACCUGGAGCAAAGAUGCCAUCAACUCCACAGCCACCAAACACAGCAGGGGCAGUCUCACCUACUGGGAUAAAAAAUGAAAAGAGAGGGACCAGCCCUGUAACUCAAGUUAAGGAUGAAGCAGCAGCACAGCCGCUGAAUCUCUCAUCCCGACCCAAGACAGCUGAGCCUGUAAAGUCUCCAACAUCUCCCACCCAAAGCCUCUUUCCAGCCAGCAAAACCAGCCCUGUCAAUCUGCCUAACAAAAGCAGCAUCCCCAGCCCCAUUGGAGGAAGCUUGGGAAGAGGAUCCUCUUUAGAUAUCCUGUCCAGUCUCAACUCCCCCGCCCUGUUUGGGGAUCAGGAUACAGUGAUGAAAGCUAUUCAGGAAGCUCGGAAGAUGCGAGAACAGAUCCAGCGGGAGCAACAGCAGCAACAGCCGCAUGGUGUUGAUGGGAAACUGUCUACCAUGAAUAAUAUGGGGCUGAACAACUGCAGGAAUGAAAAGGAAAGAACACGCUUUGAAAAUUUGGGGCCCCAGUUAACAGGAAAGUCAAGUGAAGAUGGAAAGCUGGGCCCAGGUGUCAUCGAUCUUACUCGGCCAGAAGAUGCAGAGGGAAGUAAAGCAAUGAAUGGCUCUGCAGCUAAACUACAGCAGUAUUAUUGUUGGCCAACAGGAGGUGCCACUGUGGCUGAAGCACGAGUCUACAGGGAUGCCCGUGGCCGGGCCAGCAGUGAGCCACACAUCAAGCGACCAAUGAAUGCAUUCAUGGUUUGGGCGAAGGAUGAGAGGAGGAAAAUCCUUCAGGCCUUUCCUGACAUGCAUAACUCCAACAUUAGCAAAAUCUUAGGGUCUCGCUGGAAAUCCAUGUCCAACCAAGAGAAGCAACCUUAUUAUGAGGAGCAGGCCCGGCUCAGCAAGAUCCACUUAGAGAAGUACCCGAACUAUAAAUACAAACCUCGACCGAAACGCACCUGCAUUGUUGAUGGCAAAAAGCUCCGGAUUGGGGAGUAUAAGCAACUGAUGAGAUCUCGGAGACAGGAGAUGAGGCAGUUCUUUACUGUGGGGCAGCAGCCUCAGAUUCCAAUCACCACAGGAACAGGUGUUGUGUAUCCUGGUGCUAUUACUAUGGCAACUACCACACCAUCACCUCAGAUGACAUCUGACUGCUCUAGCACCUCCGCCAGUCCAGAGCCCAGCCUCCCGGUCAUCCAGAGCACUUAUGGUAUGAAGACAGACGGCGGAAGCCUAGCUGGAAAUGAAAUGAUUAAUGGAGAGGAUGAGAUGGAAAUGUAUGACGACUAUGAAGAUGAUCCCAAAUCAGACUAUAGCAGUGAAAAUGAAGCCCCGGAAGCUGUCAGUGCCAACUGA